AUGUUAAAGCCUUCUGAAGCUUCUUUUCAUCCUCUCGUUGCGAGUUCUUCUUCUUCCUCUCGUCAUCAUGAUCGGAGGAUGAUAUUAUCAAGGAGAGGAGAAGCAGGGAUGGUGGUGAUGCAUCAUGAGGAGGAGGAUCCUCAGCAAGUACUGAUUCGGCAGGAGGUUCAUCAACAACAACAACAACAACGGCAUCAUGCACAUGAUGAGAGUUUAAUGGUCGGCAUAAUGAAUUCCGAGCCGAGUUUUUCAAUUAUUGGGAAUCAAACACCAAUUUAUGCAAGUAGUAGCGGAUAUACAUCUAGAGGAAAUGCAUAUCAACAACGUCAACCAACAAUUAUUUAUGAACAGAACAAUCAACCGAUGCUUGGUUAUGUUUCAAGGAGUAGUAGUGUUGGAGUAUCGCCUUCAACAAGCGGCGGUGGACGCUACAGCAAUUCAGCAAGCAACUCUGCGUUUAAGCCAACUGUUAAAAGCGCAUUCAUGUCGUCACAAUUUUCGAGUGGAAAAAGUUCAAACGUUUUACCUACUUCUUUAGAUAUUCCUAAAGUAUUAUUGAAUCCAGUUACAAAACAGAGACCUUAUAGCCUUUUACAAAUGGUCACAGUGGGCUACAGGUCUGUCACCACAAAUAUUCAUCAAAAAAUUAAUUAUGCGGCAAGUCAUUCAUUAUAUGAUAAUCGUCGGAUAUCGAAUGCGCAUUCCAGUUCGAGCAUUCCAACAGAUUUUCCAAUUGGUUAUUUUACGGACAAUGACUUGGAAGGCUCCAUUCUUUUGCCACAACACAAACACGUUCGGAUGUGGCCUCUGUUAUUUCGAAGAUUUAAAUUUGUGUCAUUACUGGGCGAAGGUCGAUUUUCGAAAGUUGUUCUUUGCGAAGAUGUAUUCAUUCCAAACAGAAAAGUUGCAAUCAAAGUAAUGAACCAAAAAGCAAACGAGAUUGGAAUUCAAGAAUCAUUACACUACUACAAAAUGCAACAACUAGGUUCUUCAAAAUCGAUAUCUAAUUUAUACUUGACAUUCUUUUUCUAUGGACAUUUUUGUUUAGUUUUUGAACUUUUAGGAGAAAAUUUACUCAUGUACAUUCAACGAUAUCAGCCCUAUACCAUGCCAAUAACCACUCUGAAAAAGCUAGCGGUGCAACUAAUUACAGGGUUAGCAUUUAUGCGAGAUCACAGCAUUAUCCAUGCUGACCUUAAACCUGAAAAUAUAUUAAUGGGAAAUGAAUCUAAGAACUCUCUAAGAAUUUCUGACUUUGGAAAUGCUCUGGAUUUUUGUGAUAAACAAUUAAUAGAAUCCAACAAGGGACAUCAAAUUCAAACAUUACUCUACAGAGCCCCUGAGAUAUUACUAGGAUUGAACUCAUUCGACUUUCAAAUUGAUGUUUGGUCGGUUGGAUGCAUACUCAUUGAAUGUUACACAGGAAAUCCUGCAUUUAACUGUUCCUCACCUGAAGAACUCUUUGAACGAAUGGUCUCUAUUCUAGGACCUGUACCAUACUCUAUUUAUUCAUCCUCUAAUUUAUUGAAACAACAACAACAUUUUGACAAGACACUUCAACCAUUUAAUUAUGCAAAAAAACAACACAAAAUUUGCAAAUAUUUGAGAUUGAAAAAGAAUGUAGAAAAUGACUUGGCAUCUUUUUUGGUUGGAUUGCUCGAAUACGAUCCUGUAAAAAGAAUGACACCUUUACAAGCAUUGUCACACCCUUUUCUUCAAUCUCUCUUUCCAUUUUCUUCCAUUUUGAAUAGUGUUUCACAACAAUUAAUUUCUUCAUUGAAGUAUGAAGAGUUGACACAGGAGAAUGAACAACAGAAACAGACCAUUGAUCAAUUAUUGAUACAAAUUCAAGAAUUGAAACAAGUUCAUAGAAAACGACAUGAAAUAUCUUCAUCAGUGCCGUCGUCAUCUGUGAUACAUUACGAAAAUGGCAACACCAUGAUAUUUGUUGAUGGAGCUCAGUCUUCGGUCAACCCUUCCAUUCCACAUCGUCAACAACAAUCUCCUCGCACUCCAUCAACAGCAAUGACAGCACCGAAUGCUGCUUCAUUCUCUUCUCCAACUACAACAACCAGUUCUAACACCGCCAGCUCUGCAACUCCCUCAACAACCGCUACUGUGGGUGUGAUGCCAACAACAUCCGUCUCAUUAUCAGUAGUCCAUUCAUAUGAACCACCAAACAAGAAAACAAAAACAGAAAACACAAUUUCAGGGCAGAAUUAUGCCUCAUUCGCAAACGUUGUUAAAAACAAAACCAAUCAUCUUGUGCAGGCACUUCCAAAAUCCUCACGAUUGAACUGUGAAAAGUGUGACAGCACGUUUUGUGAAUUCACAGAACACUCGAACUCUCAAUAUGUUGUGAAAUGUAAGAAAUGCAAACAUGUUUUUAUUAGAAACAAAAAAUAA
This is a messenger RNA of Naegleria fowleri, 2406 nucleotides long. RefSeq lists its product as uncharacterized. Lineage: Eukaryota; Heterolobosea; Eutetramitea; Acrasida; Naegleriidae. The coding region runs from base 1 to 2406 and encodes 801 amino acids. The transcript has a single exon. The record is from RefSeq and is a predicted model, not a curated record. Gene Ontology annotation, biological process: peptidyl-threonine phosphorylation; peptidyl-serine phosphorylation. Gene Ontology annotation, molecular function: protein serine/threonine kinase activity; ATP binding.